This is a messenger RNA of Cucurbitaria berberidis CBS 394.84, 1232 nucleotides long. RefSeq lists its product as uncharacterized. Bases 310 to 1086 code for a protein of 258 amino acids. The transcript has a single exon. The record is from RefSeq and is a predicted model, not a curated record. Lineage: Eukaryota; Fungi; Ascomycota; Dothideomycetes; Pleosporales; Cucurbitariaceae.
UGGCAGCCACAGAAGACCGAGUUCCUCAAAUUUAAUCAAGCAAUAGCGACAAACCACGCCUGCCCCGUUUCGACUGCUCUUACCUUCCGCAUCACACCGAAAUGGUCUUCCCAUCACCGUCUCAUUUUUUCAUUUUCCCGCUCCUCUCUGUGACUUUGUCCACAUUCAGCCCUUCGGAAUGAACAUUGUAUAUGUGAUUUUCGUCUUCACCACAGCUAUGAGUGCAGCACACGGGACAUUCAGUGAUGGCUUCGGCGUCAACGUCACGUAUGCUUCACACUUCACGGCUCUGUCAGACCUCACAAAUCCAUGUCCAGACUUCAGGCUACAUCCCAUAACUUCUUAGCUAACAGAGCUUGCAGUAAGCUUUCCGAAGACCUCAUCCUUGCCCUGCGCAACGAACUGCACGCCUUGAAGAUUGCAAGUGCCUGCGAAUCUCUGCGAAACGAUAUUCGCGCUCGCGAUAGCAAGCUCGACAGAGACAUCGCUGCCCUCCAUAAGCACAAUUACAUUCUUCAAGAAGAGAACCGCGAGCUCCACGAUAUGCUCGAGACACUCGUCUCGUCCGCCAACAUGACCCAACCAGUGCCGCUCAACAUCAACGAUACGAAGGCUCUCCCGCCCAUCCUACGUGUCGGCGAUUCCAACUUGACAUACUCCCUCGUCAGCACCGAAGGCAGCCUCGCAAAUUUUCUUGCUGCUCGGCACCUCACCAACGCCAACCACAACUCAACCAGACGCAGCCUCAGCGAUACAAACGCCGUCGCUGCCGGCUUAGCCACGAAACUCAAACCACCAGAGGAUGACUGGCGCGAACCCACACUCUUCUAUACUAUGCUCACCGUUGUGGUCCUAUAUAUUCUACUCUUACUAUGUGUGUUCUUCAAGAAUACAGCCGAUGCACAGUUGAGACAGCAACCGAGGAAGGCGAGCAGGAAUGCGAGCCUUGAAUUUUGGAAGAAGCAUCGUGAAGAGGAGAGGGAGAAGAAGGCUAGACAGGAGAUGCGAGAAGAGAGGGAGAAGAUGGCAUUAGCGGAGCAGAGGAAGGCCGGGGUUGAGGGUAUUCGCGGGUUCAUGUCAUCAUAAUAAUGAUGGGGGUUUGUGAAGGGAAGGGCAUGUGAAAGGGAUGGGUUAAGGAGAGAAGCGAUACAGGCAUUUACCAAAUUGCAUGGUAGUCCAUGACUAGUAGGAGGUAGCUGUGGACACCCUGGUAUCAGAUCCUUGCAAGAGGA